Chrysochloris asiatica (Cape golden mole) is the source of this 1746-nucleotide messenger RNA. It is a transcript of the gene TREH, whose product is annotated as trehalase (brush-border membrane glycoprotein). Gene Ontology annotation, molecular function: alpha,alpha-trehalase activity. NCBI's taxonomy places the organism in Eukaryota, Metazoa, Chordata, Mammalia, Afrosoricida, Chrysochloridae. Gene Ontology annotation, biological process: trehalose catabolic process. The record is from RefSeq and is a predicted model, not a curated record. The transcript has 15 exons. The coding region runs from base 1 to 1746 and encodes 581 amino acids.
AUGCAUGGGAAGACCUGGGUGCUUUCCCUGCUGCUCCUGCUGGACCUGGGGCUAGGAUUUCAGAAGGUCCUGCCCCCACCCUGUGAGAGCCAGAUUUACUGCCAUGGGAAACUCCUGUAUCAAGUUCAGAUGGCCAAACUCUUCCAUGAUGACAAGCAGUUUGUGGACAUGCCACUGUCCAAGACCCCAGACCAAGUCCUGCACAGUUUUGAAGAACUGGCCAGUGUACACAAUGACAGCAUCCCUAAACCGCUCCUGCAGGAGUUUGUUAGAAAUAACUUCCUGGAAGCAUGGCAGGAACUGCAGCCCUGGACUCCAGGGGACUGGAAAGACAGCCCCCAGUUCUUGCAGAAUAUCUCAGAUGCCAAGUUGCGAGCCUGGGCAGGGGAUCUUCACCAACUCUGGAAGAAACUGGGAAAAAAGAUAAAGCCAGAGGUUCUCAACCAGCCUGAGUGCUUCUCUCUGAUCUACUCUAAACACCCUUUCAUCGUACCUGGUGGGCGCUUUGCUGAGUUCUACUACUGGGACUCCUACUGGGUGAUGGAGGGUCUGCUCCUCUCGGAGAUGCCUGAGACAGUGAAGGGUAUGCUGCAGAAUUUCCUGGACCUGGUGAAAAUUUACGGCCACAUCCCCAAUGGCGGGCGUGUGUACUACAUACAGCGAAGCCAGCCCCCACUGUUGGCCCUGAUGAUGGACCGCUACCUGACACACACCAAUGACACUGCCUUCUUAAGGGAGAACAUUGGGAUCCUGGCCUUGGAACUGAGCUUUUGGAGUGAGAAGAGAAGUGUCAAAGUGAGCUCCAAGGGAAAGAGCUAUGUUCUGAAUCGCUAUUAUGUUCCUUAUGGGGGACCCAGGCCAGAGUCCUUCAGCAAAGAUACAGAGUUGGCGACCACCUUGCCAGAAGGCGACCGGGAGGCUCUAUGGGCUGAGCUGAAGGCUGGAGCCGAGUCUGGGUGGGACUUCUCUUCCCGCUGGCUCUCUGGUGGCCAGAACCCCGACUCGCUCAGCAGCAUCCGAACCAGCAAACUGGUACCUGUCGACCUCAAUGCCUUCCUGUGCCAAGCGGAAGAGCUGAUGGGCAGCUUCUACUUUAGACUGGGGGAUGAUUUCCAAGCUACGAAGUACAGAAAUUUACGAGCACAGCGUAUGGAGGCCAUGAAGGACAUCCUGUGGGAUGAGGAGAAAGGUGUCUGGUUCGACUAUGACCUUGAGAAUGGGAAGAGGAACCCAGAGUUUUACCCAUCCAACCUCACUCCUCUCUGGGCCGGCUGCUUCUCUGACCCUGCUGCUUCGGACAAGGCUCUCAAGUACCUGGAGGACAUUCAGAUCCUGAACUACAAGCAUGGAAUCCCAACCUCUCUCCGGAAGACAGGCCAACAAUGGGACUUCCCCAAUGCCUGGGCUCCACUGCAGGACCUGGUUAUUAGAGGUCUGGCCAAGUCAUCCUCACUCCGGACCCAGGAAGUAGCAUUCCAGCUGGCCCAGAAUUGGAUCCGAACAAACUUUGAUGUCUACUCCAAAACGUUAGCCAUGUAUGAGAAGUAUGACAUCAGCAAUGGUGGACAACCAGGAGGCGGAGGGGAGUAUGAAGUUCAGGAGGGGUUUGGCUGGACCAACGGAGUGGUUCUGAUGCUCUUGGACCACUAUGGUGACCGGCUGACCUCGGGGGCCUGGUCAGCUCUCCAGGAACCCCAUUACCUGCUGGUGGCCCUCGUGCUCAACCUCCUGCAAUGGUGGUGGUGA